AGAAUAAGGUGCUUAUUAGUACAGCACUCCCUCCCGACUCUGGUUUGUUCUAAACCACACACUACCCAAUAUGUGUAAUAAUAAAUGAAAUUCGUUGCUUUGCGAGUCAAAACAAUAUUCUACUAUUAUAUUAUUAACAGCCGAAGUAGUUUCGUUUACAUAUUUUGUCACAGUGAAAAGCGCUGUUAGUUGUUAGUUGGAAUUCCAGCUUAAAUAGAUCAUCUGUUGAUUCAUGGGAACCGUUAUCGAUUCCCAUUUCUUGGCCCUCACCGCCAUCGUCACUGUAAGUACACACAGACACGCGCAAUUGGUGUGGUGGGGUUGCUGAAAAUUGAUUCUUUUUGUUAUCUUUUGCAGGUAAUUUUCAUCAAUGACUGAUCAUACUUUAGUUCGAUUGGGUGUGUGUUUAGGCUGAGGGUAAGAAAUUGAGGUAGCACAAAUUUCGUAAUACUCGCUAUCCUUACCUUGAUUGUCAACGGAUCAUGGCACUUCCGGCAGGUGAUAUUGUCCCUUCUUGUAGUUAUGUGGGGCCUUCGUCUGGGGAUUUUUCUAUUAAUGAGGAUACUGCAGUGGGGGGAGGAUCGGCGCUUUGAUGAAAUGCGUGAGAAUUUGGCAAAAUUGGCUGUGUUUUGGAUAUUUCAGGCUGUAUGGGUGUGGACUGUGAGUUUACCGGUGACAUUUGUUAAUGCAAGCAAUCGAAAUCCUUCCCUUCAAGCUGCGGAUAUUAUUGGAUGGAUCAUCUGGUCUGUAGGAAUUCUUGUUGAAGCGACUGCCGACCAACAGAAAUUAACAUUCAAAAAUUCUCCAGAUAACCGGGGCAAAUGGUGCGAUGUUGGAGUUUGGAAGUAUUCUCGCCACCCCAACUAUUUUGGAGAGAUCUUUCUCUGGUGGGGAAUCUUCGUAGCCGCAACACCUGUACUCAAAAAUGCAGAAUGGCUCGUCAUCCUUGGUCCAAUAUUCCUCACGUUACUGCUUCUUUUCGUCAGUGGCAUACCACUGCUUGAGGAGUCGGCCGACAAAAAGUAUGGGAACAUUCCUGCAUAUAGGCACUAUAAAAGAAAAACGAGCCCUCUCAUCUUGCUUCCUCCUGCACUGUAUGGAAAUAUGCCGGGAUGGUUCAAAACAACGUUUCUAUUCGAGUUUCCUCUCUACAGUCGCGGUUUGCCCCAAGAGACCUGGAGUAGAAGUCAGCUGGAGACAAGCGUGCACAAGAUUAGUUGAGCAUGCAACGAUCUCUCGACUCUAUGUUGUGGAUGAAUUGUAUAUCACAUCCUAUGAGACUAAUUGUUACAACUCAAUUUGUUUGGAUUAUGGCAUGCUCGUCUUGGACAUCCAGGAACUACUAUGAUGUUUAAUUGUAGUAGACAUACAUUGAAAAACUAGGCAUGUUGAUACUUAAAAGACUAUUUUUGUGAACCAUGUAAAGAAUCUUUUCCUCAGCCCCGAGAGGUUAGAAGUAGAAUUUAUCUUGAUAAAAAUGAGAGUAGCAUCUUGUUUAAAUUCGGGUACAUUUGAAUGUAGUGAAGUAGCAAAAUUCUAUAUUCCAUCUAUAAAUGCUCUAGUUCAGAUAA
Messenger RNA from Salvia miltiorrhiza (redroot sage), 1571 nucleotides. RefSeq lists its product as uncharacterized. Gene Ontology annotation, molecular function: oxidoreductase activity, acting on the CH-CH group of donors. Bases 523 to 1221 code for a protein of 232 amino acids. NCBI's taxonomy places the organism in Eukaryota, Viridiplantae, Streptophyta, Magnoliopsida, Lamiales, Lamiaceae. Gene Ontology annotation, biological process: lipid metabolic process. The record is from RefSeq and is a predicted model, not a curated record. Gene Ontology annotation, cellular component: membrane. The transcript is spliced from 10 exons.